AUGGACGACCGACGCGCUUCCGCCACGCAGCAGGCCGACAUGGCCCUCGCCACGCUCGGCUACAAGAGCGAGCUCCCGCGCAACCUCAAGAUGCUGUCCGUGCUCGGGCUCUCGUUUGCCAUCAUGGCCGUGCCGUACGGGCUGUCGACGACCAUGUCCUACUCGCUCGUCAACGGCCAGUCCGUCACCACGCUCUACGGCUGGUGCCUCGUCUCCGCCAUCUCGCUCUGCAUCGCCGCCUCGCUCGCCGAGAUCUGCGCCGUCUACCCCACCGCCGGCGGCGUCUACUACUGGAGCGCCAUGCUGUCCAGCCCCCGCUGGGCCCCCCUCGUCAGCUUCGUCGACGGCUGGCUCACCCUCGUCGGCAACUGGACCAUUACCCUGUCCAUCAACUUUGGCGGCGCCCAGCUCAUCAUCUCCGCCAUUUACAUGUUUGACCAAAACUACGUCAUUCAGUCCUGGCACACCGUCCUCGUCUUUUGGGCCAUCAUGGUUGUCUGCGCCCUCAUCAACGCCUUUGGCUCCCGCUACCUCGACCUCAUCAACAAGGUGUGCAUCUACUGGACCGGCGCCAGCGUCCUCAUCAUCCUUGUCACCCUCCUCACCAUGGCCGACACCCGCAACUCGGGCCGCUACGUCUUUGCCCACUACGACAGCUCCGAGAGCGGCUGGCCCGCCGGCUGGUCCUUUUUCGUCGGUCUUCUCCAACCUGCCUACGUCCUCACCGGCUACGGUAUGGUCGCCUCCAUGUGUGAAGAGGUCCAGAACCCCGAGCGUGAGGUCCCCAAAGCCAUUGUCCUAUCCGUCGCCGCAGCCGGCGUCACCGGCCUCUUCUACCUUGUGCCGCUCCUCUUCGUCAUCCCCGAGGUCAGCGCCCUCCUCAAGGAAGCCAACGACCACGCCGGCGGCCAGCCCAUUGGCAUCAUCUUCAAGCACGCCACUGGCUCCGCCGGCGGCGGCUUCGGACUCCUCUUCCUCAUCCUCGGCAUCCUCAUGUUCGCCGGCAUCGGCUCCCUCACCGCCGCCUCGCGCUGCACCUACGCCUUUGCCCGCGACGGCGCCAUCCCCGGCUACAAGCUCUGGCGCCGCGUCCACUCCCGCCUCGACGUCCCCAUCUGGGCCCUGGUUCUCUCCACCGCCGUCAUCUCCCUCCUCGGCUGCAUCUACUUUGGCUCCCCCGCCGCCUUCAACUCCUUCACCGGCGUCGGCACCAUCUGCCUCUCCGCCUCGUACGCCGUCCCCGUCAUUGUCAAUCUCGCCCAGGGCCGCGUCGCCGUCAAGAACUCGCCCUACGCGCUCGGCCGCUGGGGCUACUUCCUCAACGGCGUCUGCGCCGUCUGGAUCUUCUUUGCCAUUGUCAUCUUCUCCAUGCCCAGCUCGCUACCAGUCCAGGCCGACACCAUGAACUACGCCUCCGUCGUCUUUGCCGGCUUUGCUGCCAUUGCUGGUCUCUGGUACUUGGUGCACGCCCGACACAACUUUACAGGCCCGCCGGUGUUGCGGAACGACUCAGUUGGCGCCACCCAAGGUGUUGCGCCUGCCGAUUCAAAUACCGAAUCGCAAGACUACGAAAAGGAAUCCAAGUAG
Cordyceps militaris CM01 is the source of this 1587-nucleotide messenger RNA. RefSeq names its product amino acid/polyamine transporter I. The transcript has 2 exons. Gene Ontology annotation, cellular component: membrane. The coding region runs from base 1 to 1587 and encodes 528 amino acids. Gene Ontology annotation, molecular function: transmembrane transporter activity. Lineage: Eukaryota; Fungi; Ascomycota; Sordariomycetes; Hypocreales; Cordycipitaceae. The record is from RefSeq and is a predicted model, not a curated record. Gene Ontology annotation, biological process: transmembrane transport.